AUGUCGUACUACGAUGUUGAUGCCAUCUUGACAGAUGCAGAGAAAGUCCCCUGCCAAUUCGAGCUCGACGCCCCCGACCUCGGGCACCUCGACUCGUCCUCCUCCACAGGCCUCAAGCCCGGCACGCCGCUCUCCCUGCCCCUAUGGCUCGCCGAGAUGCUCGCCCUCGCGUCCACGGGCGGGGACGACGCGCGCGCGCCCCUGACGCUGAACCUGCCGCCGUGCCUGUCGGAGCGCGUCGCCAACGCCCUCAAGGCGGACCCGCGGGCCGUCGCGCUGCGCGACCAGAGCGCGCACUUUUACGGCGUGGGCGUGCGCAUGCUGGACCUAUUUGACGAGCGCGAGCUGGGCGCCGUGCUGCGCCGCACGUUUGUCCUCCGCGCUGCCGACGUGGGCUUGCACGCGCGCAAGGCGGACGAGACGGGCGUGGGGGGCGGCAGCGGCGGCGCGGGCCCGGCCGGCGAGGAGUUUCUGCGGGGGCUGGAUGAGUGGGAGAGGGCGCUGUUUCGGAGGGGGCAUGAUGGCGUGAGGAGCACGAGGGACUGGAUGGAGAAGGUGAAGAAGGGUUGA
Messenger RNA from Purpureocillium lilacinum, 570 nucleotides. RefSeq names its product DNA replication protein. The record is from RefSeq and is a predicted model, not a curated record. Gene Ontology annotation, cellular component: GINS complex. Lineage: Eukaryota; Fungi; Ascomycota; Sordariomycetes; Hypocreales; Ophiocordycipitaceae. Gene Ontology annotation, biological process: mitotic DNA replication initiation.